This is a messenger RNA of Candida dubliniensis CD36, 450 nucleotides long. RefSeq lists its product as uncharacterized. The transcript has a single exon. Bases 1 to 450 code for a protein of 149 amino acids. Gene Ontology annotation, biological process: protein histidyl modification to diphthamide. Lineage: Eukaryota; Fungi; Ascomycota; Pichiomycetes; Serinales; Debaryomycetaceae. The record is from RefSeq and is a predicted model, not a curated record. Gene Ontology annotation, molecular function: metal ion binding.
AUGAUAUCAUACUAUGAUGUAUUGGGAAUCACACCAGAAGCAAGUAUCCCGGAACUCAAACAAGCAUACAAGCUGAAAUUAUUAACCUCACAUCCUGAUAAGAUUGAUAACUCAACUGCACAAGUUGAUAUACCACUAAUUAAACAAGCAUUCGCCACGUUAAUUGACCCAACAUCUAGGGAAAAAUAUGAUCAGCAGCUCAUCGAGUCAUCAAAAUUGAAUGGAUUUAACAUAAAUGGGAGUGGAUUGGAUAUUUAUAGUCUUGAUGAUUUUGAGUUUGAUAAUGAUGAAUGGACAAAAUCAUGCCCCAGAUGCACUGCUCACAAUAGCAUCUGCCUCACAGAGACAGAUUUAGAAAAGGGAACACCAGAUAAAGAUGGAGGGUUUGAUAUCAUAGUGCAGUGCAAUAGCUGCAGUCUUUGGAUUCAAGUGAAAUAUUACGAGGAGUGA